AUGGCUUCCAAGUCUAGUAAAUCGAAGGACUCGCUGCUAAAAGACUCAAAGCCAAAGUUCUUUUUAAAUAACGCCGGUGAGGUUAUCCGGCGCGUGGAACAGGAUGGCGUGACCUCAGAUACAGUAGUGUCUGUAUCUUCCCUGAAGGGCAAGCAACCGCCUUCGGGAGGCAGCAAAGUAAAGAAGUCUAAGUCGGAUUCCUCCCGGUCUCGCUCAGCCUCGCUGCAGCGCUCCUCGUCAGGGCAGCUGCUGGCCGGCUCCCGAGAUCGCAAGAUGUCCAGAUUUAAUCUGGGAUCACCUGCUGACGUGUGA
Messenger RNA from Pieris macdunnoughi, 312 nucleotides. The record is from the annotation of a GenBank genome assembly. NCBI's taxonomy places the organism in Eukaryota, Metazoa, Arthropoda, Insecta, Lepidoptera, Pieridae.